AUGGCCAAAGAUCGUGGCUAUCGAAGCCGUGCUUACUUCAAGCUGGCUGAGCUGAAUAAGCGCUUUAACUUUAUCGAGAAGAGUCGCAUAGCUGUGGAUUUAGGUGCAGCUCCUGGGUCUUGGUUACAGAAUUUAUCGAGUAGUAUGCCUCAUGGUUCUCUUAUCAUUGGUGUUGAUUUGGUUCCUAUUGUUCCUAUUCCACGUGUUACUACCUUUGUUGCUGACUUAACAACUCAACAUUGCAAGCAACUCAUUACCAAUGAAAUGAAGGGAAACCUCGCUGACUUGGUUGUCCACGACGGUGCUCCUAACGUUGGUGCUGCUUGGUUACAGGACGCUUUCGCUCAAAAUGAGCUUGUACUCGCUAGUUUGAAGAUUGCUGCUGAAAUUCUUGAAAAGGGCGGUACUUUCGUCACAAAAGUGUUCAGAUCAAAGGAUUACAAUAACCUCAUGUGGGUUUUCAAUCAACUCUUCAAAAACGUGAACGCAACAAAGCCAAACAGCUCUAGAUUGGUUUCUGCUGAGUUAUUCGUCGUUUGUCAAGAUUUUAUUGCUCCUCAAAAGCUCGAUCCUCGCUUCUUAGAUCCUAAAUACGUUUUCAAAGAUAUCGCUGCACUUGCUUCCGAUUCUGGUAAAGGUUCUGCUGCUGCAAACGCUCACGCCAAUGUCUUUAUGCCUGAGAAGAAGACAAGAAAGAGGGAAGGUUAUGAGGAAGGCAAUUACCUUCAAUUCAAAGCAAUCAGUGCAACUGAUUUCAUCGAAAGCACUGAACCUGUCACAAUACUUGGUACUCACAACGCAAUAACCUUCAAAUCAAAGGAAGAUAAGAAGUUGUUGAAAAAUGAAGACACCACCGAUGACAUUAAAGCUAAUUGCGAAGAUCUCAAAGUGUUAGGAAAGAAAGAAUUUAAACAACUAAUGAAAUGGAGACUAAUUAUACGCGAAGAGAUGGGUCUCGAAGUUAGAAAGAAAGACAUUAAAGAAGACGUUGACGAUGCAGGUCAGUCAAAGGUUGAAGAGCAUCCAAUGAAUCAAGAUGAGCAAAUAGCUGAGGAGAUUGAGCGUAUAGAAAACGAAGACUCAGCCCGUGCUAGAAAAGAACGUAGAAGACGCAAUGAGAAGCGUGCAAGGGAAGUUCAACGUAUGCAGCUUAAGAUGGGUGCACCACUUGAUAUCGGUUUGGAACAAGAUGAACAGCUCCAAGAUGAUGUCUACCUCCCAGGCAACAAAUCUAAACAGGACAUGUUUGAUUUGAAGCACUCUCAAAAACACAUUAAAGGACGCAAUCUCGAUGAAAUGGAUGAGGAUGAUGCAUCUUCUGAAGAAGAAAUCGAAGCUCCAAAAUUCGAAGAUGCUUAUGAAGAUGAGGAAGACAAGGUCGUUCGUCUUGAAUCUCAAAUGGAUGGUAUGUAUGAAAAGUACCAAGAAAAACUGCAAGACAGAGACCGUAAGCAUCAAGUAAAGGAGGCACGUCGGAAAGAUAAGAAUAGAGAGGCUUGGGGUGGUAUUCCUCGUCGUGGCGAUGACGAUGAUGAGGAUGAUGAUGAUGAAGAGAAUGAAGAAGAGGAAGAAGAGGAGUCUGAAGGAGAACACGGCUACGAUGCUAAAGAAAAACGUAGCAUGCAGCUUGACCAAGACUCGUCCGAUGAAGAGGAGGAAAAUGCCGGAAAGUCUAAGAAGUCAACAAAAAAACCGAAGAAAGCAGACAAUGCUCAAGAUGAAGCCGCUGCUAGUGUUUGGUUCGGUAAUCCACUCUUCAAUGGUGCUGAUGGUAUUGACGAAGAAAGCGAGGAGGAAGAAGACGACAAGCAAUCUGAGGAUGAGUCAAUGGAGGAAGACGAGAAACCCCAACAAGACAAAGAAGAGGACGAAGAAUCUGACGGAUUUGAAGUAGUACCUCAAGAAGACGACGGUCAAAUGUGGGAUGUCGACGAUGAGGAUCAAGAUGCAGUUCGUCAAAAGCGUAUCGAAGACACUGGAUUAAUUACUGAAGAGGCUAUGUCGAUGGCUUACCGUUUGAAGAAUGGUAUGACCACCAAGCAGCAGCUUAUAGAUGAUGGUUUCAACAAAAACGCCACUAACGAUAGAGAGAAUCUGCCUGAUUGGUUCACCUCGGACGAGCGUAAGAACUACAAGGUCCACGUACCGAUCACCAAGGAAGCAGUCGACGCUUUGAAGGCUAGACAGAGAGCUAUUGACGCACGUCCAAUUAAGAAACUUGCUGAAGCGAAAGCCAAGAAGAAGUACAAGGCAACAAAGGCUGCUGAAAAGGCUGCGGCCAAGGCUGAGACUGUGAUGGAGAAUCAAGAGCUCACUGAAAAAGAGAAAGCUAUGGGUGUACAGAAGAUGAUCAACAAGACGAAAGCCAACGCUAACAAGAAGCGUGAAGUGAAGCUUGUUGUUGCUAAAGGUGCAGCUAAGGGUGUGAAGGGACGUCCAAAGGGAGUUAGUGGACGUUAUAGAAUGGUGGAUAGGCGUUUCAAGACAGAUAUUAGAGGUAUGCGCAAUGCUAAGAGGCGUGCAGUAAACAACAAGAAACGUCGUAAUGGUUAG
Molecule: messenger RNA, 2553 nt
Organism: Wallemia ichthyophaga EXF-994
Lineage: Eukaryota; Fungi; Basidiomycota; Wallemiomycetes; Wallemiales; Wallemiaceae
Product: AdoMet-dependent rRNA methyltransferase SPB1
Exons: 4
Coding region: 1-2553 (850 amino acids)
Biological process (GO): maturation of 5.8S rRNA from tricistronic rRNA transcript (SSU-rRNA, 5.8S rRNA, LSU-rRNA); maturation of LSU-rRNA from tricistronic rRNA transcript (SSU-rRNA, 5.8S rRNA, LSU-rRNA); rRNA methylation
Cellular component (GO): nucleus; nucleolus; preribosome, large subunit precursor
Molecular function (GO): rRNA (guanine) methyltransferase activity; rRNA (uridine-2'-O-ribose)-methyltransferase activity
Source: RefSeq, a predicted model, not a curated record